AUGGAUCAUAAUAGAGGUCGACGCCCCUUCCACUUUCUUGCUGCUUGGCUUACUCACCCUGAUUUUGGAAAUGUGGUUAAUAAUUCUUGGAAUAUUCAGACCUCCUGGACUGAGGGUUUAUCGACAUUUAAAGACCAUAUCAAGGAUUGGAACAGGUCGAUGUUUGGGAAUAUUUUCAAACGAAAGCAGAAAAUCCUUAGAAGAUUACAAGGCAUAACCAGCAGUUUGAUAUACAAUUCAAAUCCGUUUCUUGAUAAGCUACAACAGGACCUAUGGCGAGAGUAUGAAGAUAUCCUUAUCCAAGAAGAAAUUCUUUGGUUCCAGAAGUCUAGGUGCAAGUGGAUUGAGUUUGGGGAUCGCAAUACGAAAUUUUUUCAUGGCUCAACUAUGAUCCGAAGACGUAGAAACAAGAUUGUGUCUCUCCAGGAUGAUAAUGGAAAUUGGGUCACAGACAAGGCAACUCUCGAGAAUAUCUUCAACCAACCUGACAAGAUUGGAGAGGUUAAUGAAACUCUUAUUACUCUUAUCCCUAAAGUGGAUCAUGUUACUCACCUUAAACAAUUGCGGCCCAUCAGCCUAUCUUUGUUCUGGGGAGACACAGUUCCGAUAACAUCAUCAUCACCCAAGAAGUCAUCCACUCUAUGCGACAAAAAAAAAGGGAAGAAAGGAUGGAUGGCCAUCAAGAUUGAUUUGGAGAAAGCUUAUGACCGGUUAAAAUGGAGUUUCAUCAGUGACACCCUUAUGGAUAUUGGUCUUCCCCAAAUGUUUAUAAAGUUAAUUCUUAACUGCAUCUCAACUGCUAAGAUGAGAGUCUUGUGGAAUGGUGAAGAGUUGGAAGAGUUCUCCCCCUUAAGAGGCAUCAGACAGGGAGAUCCUAUAUCCCCCUACAUCUUUGUUCUCUGUAUUGAGAGGCUGUCCCAACUUAUUGGUGCAGCGAUGGAUCAUAAGUUCUGGAAGCCUAUCAGGCUGAAGAAGGACGGCCCACCUAUCUCUCAUCUCUGCUUUGCGGAUGACCUUAUCCUGUUUGCUGAAGCCAGUCUAGAUCAAGCCAAUGUUAUUAACAAAUGCCUUGAGACAUUUUGUGAAAGCUCCGGGCAGAAAGUCAGUAAAGAAAAGACUCGCAUUUUCUUUUCCAAGAAUGUGGGGCAUAAUGUCCGAACAGAGAUAAGCAACACGUUGCAAUUUGCCAGGACUGAUGACUUAGGGAAAUACCUAGGUGUUCCUAUUUUUCACUCUAAAGUCUCAAGAAAUACCUUUGAAGAUAUCAUCAACAAACUCAAUACCAGGCUCAAUUCCUGGAAAGCCUCAUCUCUUUCUCUUGCGGGAAGAGUUACCCUGUCUGCCUAUUUGCCUUCUUCUACUUGUGAUAUGAUUGAUCGUAAAUGCAGGAAUUUUUUUUGGGGAGAUACGGAGCAGUCUAAGAAGAUACACCUGCUAAAUUGGAAGAAAGUUUAUGAACCGAAAAAUUCUGGUGGAUUGGGUAUUAGACAUGCAAGCCAAAUGAACAAGGCGUUCAUGAUGAAGGCGGGAUGGGGUUUGGUUGAGAAGAAAGACGCACUUUGGGUCAGAAUUCUUAGAUCAAAAUAUGGCAGCGGUAACAAUGUCAUUCCUAGAGUAGAAAGGAAGAGGAGCAACUCGAAUCUCUGGAAAGGAAUUUGUCAGUUGUGGCCGGAAGUCCAAAGGCAUUGGGAUACUGGGAAGCUACAAGAACUAUUACCGGAGGAUGUGGUGAAAAAGAUAGUGGCGAUUUCUCCUCCCUCUCCAUGGAAGGGUACUGACCAUUUAGCUUGGGGCCUCACCCCUGAUGGGUUGUUCAACACCAAGUCAGCGUACCAGAGCUUGUCUGAAGGGCAACAUACUCCGAAUAUAGUUUUUAGGCAAGUCUGGAAUUGGCAAGGUCCGGAGCGAAUCAGAACGUUUCUCUGGUUGGUGGCCCAUAAUGCCCUCCUUACUAAUUCAGAGAGAAGGCGAAGACACCUGACGAACGAUGAUUCCUGCCCACGGUGCCAUCAUCAUGAUGAAACAGUUAUUCAUGUGCUACGAGACUGUUCCUACGCACAAUGCAUUUGGAAAUAUCUUCUCCCCCUCCCCCCAAUUUUGUGA
Molecule: messenger RNA, 2103 nt
Organism: Arachis stenosperma
Lineage: Eukaryota; Viridiplantae; Streptophyta; Magnoliopsida; Fabales; Fabaceae
Exons: 5
Coding region: 1-2103 (700 amino acids)
Source: RefSeq, a predicted model, not a curated record